Molecule: messenger RNA, 1479 nt
Organism: Paramuricea clavata
Lineage: Eukaryota; Metazoa; Cnidaria; Anthozoa; Malacalcyonacea; Plexauridae
Source: the annotation of a GenBank genome assembly
AUGCGUGGCAUUGAUGCCGGAUUUAAUUUUGCACGUGGUCUGAACAUCAAUGUCGGCGAUCAGAAGAACACUGUUCUCAUUCAAGGGUGCUCCGGUCGUUUCCCAGAUGUUUAUGGGUGUCAUUCGCCUGGCGGUGGAGAUUUUCACUGCCGUGGGUAUCUGAACGAGUGCAUAGCUCGCAGUGCAGGUCCUGGUGGAUUUUGGCAUGUGGUAGAGAAUAUUUUGAAAAGACCAACCGUUAAUCCCUCUUCCUUCAAGUCCAAGUUUAAGGAUAACAAUUACAACAGUAAUGAGGAAGCCAUACUUGACUAUGACGAUGGACUUUCUAUUGCCAUGAUAAAGGCAUUUGAAAAUUCCUCUAGUUUUCCAACUGCACCAGAGUUGGAUAAAUGCCUGGAAGAAACCAAGUGUCAUAAUAAGGUAUUGCUCUCCAAAUUGAAGGAGUGGAUAAAGAAACAGGAAGAGCAAGAUGCAGUGUUUCGGUACCAUUCCCAGUGCAUCAACCAUUUAAUGCCCAUAACCAGGUGGUACAAGGAAUCAAUCAGGUAUACUAUUUUAUUAUAUGCAUAUAUCUAUUGUCUCCUCUACUAAGGGCCCAAUUACAUGGGGUAUUUUCAACCCUGGGGUUGAAAUCAGCCCUGUUUACUGGGUUGAAGUUUCAGCCAUGCAUGUAAUACAAAAUUCCAUGUAAUCAGUCCCUAUGCCUAUAUUUGAGACAGAUUACAGGUGGCACUUCAAGAACAUAUGUUAAUUAAUAAUAGAGUUGAGCUGAUUAGACUAGUAACCUAUCAAACUUUGAUAAGUUACCUUAAUGUAGAAAAGGAUGUUUUAAUAAUAUAGUAUAAUUGAUUUCAUACAAUAUGUUUUUACAGGUAUGGGAAUGGCAAGGCCAUAGAAGGUGUGUGGAUGAUUUGUCCUGCUCUUUUCUCUCAAAUGCACAAGACAAAUUACAGAGAUGAAGCAUUCACACAUACUGUCAAUGCAAUAGCCAAAUGGCCACUUGCAUACCGCCUAAUGUACCAGAGGAAUAGGACAGUCAGUUUGGAUGGUAAAGAUGGAAAACAAUUGGCUGGAGACGAAUGGGUUGAGGAUUAUCUUGUUCGCCAUGUUAAGCAGUUUGCAUCUGCCCAGAGCUCCUUUUCCAUGGUAGAACUGAUGUCCUGCAGUGUUCACUUGCUAGAGAUGAAUCGACAAAUGUACGAAUGUCGGGAGUCAUUCAACAUCCACACUACAAAGAAGCACAAGAAGCCACCAUCCUUGUAUGAUCAACUGAAGGUUGCCCAAUUUGUCCUCAAACAAGAAUGGUUUGAAUCUUAUGAAAGAACUGCUGUUUACAAAUACCCAUGGGCUGACAAGAAAUUCAAAGGAGAAGAGAAAGUUCCUAGCAAGUAUGAGAAUGUUUUAGAACAAGGAGAAGUCAAAGCAAGCAAUGAAUUUAAUUCAUUUCUUCACAGGAAAUUUCCUAAUGACAUGCUAUAA